This is a messenger RNA of Acyrthosiphon pisum (pea aphid), 1819 nucleotides long. RefSeq names its product myotilin. Bases 487 to 1380 code for a protein of 297 amino acids. Gene Ontology annotation, cellular component: neuron projection membrane. The record is from RefSeq and is a predicted model, not a curated record. The transcript is spliced from 7 exons. Lineage: Eukaryota; Metazoa; Arthropoda; Insecta; Hemiptera; Aphididae. Gene Ontology annotation, biological process: synapse organization.
CGCGCUCCUAUCGCGCCACCGACGCCGUCGUCGUCUCGGGGCAAAUAGACCAGUGACUAAUUCGGAGCCACCGCGGUUCGACUUGGGUACGGCGUGGUAUCUAACGGUGCAGGUUGUCACGGUCGCGUCUUCGUGAUUACAAUAUUACUAUUAUAGUCGUGAAGCUCAAAUUCCAAACGACUUUGUACGGUUUUGUGCGCAUAAAAUAAGUGUAUAUAUAUAAUUUAUAUUAUCGUCUACGGACCGGACCUUUGUGGCGUGACCAUCGUGUGUAUAUUGCAUUUAUUUUGAUUCGUUUGAAUUGUUAAUCUAAUUUAUUUCAUUCCUUUUAAUACCACAGUGCGCAUCGACUGUAUUAACCAUAUUAUUAUUGUAUGAUAAUUCUUCGCGAUUGGCGUUCGUAUCACAGCUGUCUUUUAAAUAAAGUGCCGGCGAAUUGAACGCAAUUGAUGGAAAACAUUAAAUGAUUGUGGUCAUCUGGUAGUGAUGGAGUUGGUUCCAGUGGUCUCUGUAAUUUUGUUAUACGCCAUCGUGGUUACCAAAGCAACAUUUGAAAACGAUGGAAAUCUUGAAGCAUUACUCAAUCACGUUUUAUGGGAACCUACUACGAACAAUUCACCGACAACAGAAGAAGAUAAAGUGGCUCCAUAUUUUGAUGAAUCAUCUACUCAUAACAAUGUCACAGUCCAAAUUGGAGCGAAUGUAGAUCUACAUUGCAAAGUGAACCGUUUAAACGACAAAACGGUGUCAUGGGUUCGAAGGGCAGGUGAUAAGAUGCAACUACUUUCAUUUGGCCACCACGUAUACAGUACAGAUCAGCGUUACGAGCUUUUAUUUAAAGAUCCAAACGAUUGGCAACUCCGUAUAUCUUAUCUGAAUGAAAGAGAUGGAGGUCAUUAUGAGUGUCAGGUAUCAACUCAUCCACCAAUCGCAUUCACUGUUUAUCUAGCUAUUAUAGUGCCUCAAUUGGAAAUAACAGAUGAAAGAGGCGUACAAGUGAAAGACAAAUUCUACUACGUGGGUAGCACUAUAGAGCUAAAAUGCUAUAUAACCAAAGUACCCCAACCAAGUCAAUUCAUUGUAUGGCGUCACGAGACGACAAGCCUAAAUUACGACACAAGCCGAGGCGGUAUCAGCGUGAAAACCGAUAUACUGACAAAUGGCGCGAAGAGCAGGCUGUUUAUAGCCAAUGCACAAACUUCUGACUCGGGAAAGUACACUUGUUCACUAACUGAUAUAGCGAGCACAUCAGUUACAGUGCACGUCUUAAACGGAGAAACUCCAGCCGCAAUGCAACACGGUGGUAGCAAUCGGUGUGGCAGGCUACAUUCAUUAUGGGUGAUCAUCACAUUUGCAUGGAUAUUGUUUCGAUUAAGUUGACAUGAUUAAUACGCAAAUGUGCACUGUGUUCCAGACCGAUAUGUUACUUAUUAUUAUAAUUAACUAUUGUUAAUUUGAAUCAUAAAAGGAAAACCAAAAUAAUCCCGAAAACCCGACGGACAUGGAUAAAUUGAUCGAUUGAUACCGAAUGAAUACAUAAUAAUAUAAAAUUAUUGCGUAUAAAUGUAUAAUAUAUUAUGAUAUUAUACUCGUAUGUUGUCUUUGUUGAGUUUUUAAUCACUCUGUAUUUAUAUUUGUAUUAUAUAAAACCUAUAACUCCUAUCACAGUUAAUAUUACUAUUAUUAUUAUUAUUAUUAUUAUUAUUAUACCUACCUAAUUAUUAAAAGAAAAAAAUCAAUAAAAUAUUAUACAGAUAAUUUUAGAUGAAAAUUUAAUAUACAGCUUGUAUAAAUUAAACGAUACAUAUUAUACUUCAGA